Molecule: messenger RNA, 2337 nt
Organism: Bathycoccus prasinos
Lineage: Eukaryota; Viridiplantae; Chlorophyta; Mamiellophyceae; Mamiellales; Bathycoccaceae
Exons: 1
Coding region: 1-2337 (778 amino acids)
Molecular function (GO): protein binding
Source: RefSeq, a predicted model, not a curated record
AUGACGAUGAUAUUGAUGCUCUUUUCUUGUUUAAUUGGCGCGUGUUAUUUUAACGCAGUCCACGCGUACGGCGGCGGCGGGUUUUGGCAAGAGAACGAUGUCUUACCGCUGGACGUUUUAUCUCGCGCGCACUCGGUGUGUUCGACGAAUAAAAUCGAUUCCAAGGCAACGGUUUCGCUCGAAGAUUUUGAUUUUCGCCAAAAUGAAAACCAGCACAAAUACGUGACCAUUAUCGGGACGUAUUUUACCGGGUGCACGCCCGGGAGACUGGAUUAUCCAACCUUGACGACGUAUUUGAAGAGUUUAUACGAGACGUACGAAACGGAAGGGGCGACUGCUCACGUGGCCACGCUCGUUUCGCUGAAGAACGGCGUCAACGCGGGCGUCUGCGACGCUUGGAUGACGCACGAUGCGAAUUCGGUGAAUGUGAAUGAUAUGGGAGGAAAGUUUCCUUUGAUGAUUGACGAUAGAGAUAGGAGUUUGACCUAUUCGUUUUUUGAUGCGGCAGUGCAUCCGCAGUACACAGUUUUGGAUCAUUGCAUGCGGGUGGCGAAAUUUUUACCCGGGACGGCGGAUUUUGAAGGCGAGGAAAGUUUGUUGAGCGUGGUGACGAGUUUGAUGUUAAAUAUUUCCGCAAGUUGUGACGAUGGCGAAGACAGGAGAGCGAGCGAUGUUCUAAAGGAGAGGGUGAGAGCGAAAGAUGCGUCGUUUGUAGCGGACGGGGUCGUGGUGACGAGCGCGAGCGCGGGAGACUACUGCGUGGACGCGUUUGGGCCGCGAACGAACCGAGGUUCCGUGAAAGUUGUCGAAACUGGAUUGAACACUCCGAGAGCUCUUUCGUUCAACGGUGCGAACGAAAUUUGGAUCGCGACGGCUGGUGAUGACUCGCUACGUUUGGUUACUCUAGAUGACGCCACGAAAGCAACCGCGACGACGUCGAGAUCAGUCACGGAUAGGGCAAAGUACCAUUAUUUAGAUAAAGUGAGUCAAAUCGCGUUCGGUUUAGAUGGCAAUUUCGCCACGUGUCAAGAAUCGUCGAAUGAUUACGAUGGAAUGAAAACGAGUAAUUAUUUCAUGGGACCAACGCUUUACGAUUCUGGGAUCGUACCAACGUCAGAAGACAUCAACAUCGAUCUAAACGGCGAAAAAUGCGACGUGCGAACGUACGAUCAAUCGAGUAAGUCAUGUUUUCUCACGCACGAGGAUAUGCUUCAUGCGACGCCUUUGUGCAUGGGCAUCGCCCACGAUGGUGAAUCUCAAACAAGUUAUGGCAACGUGUUUUGGGCGUUUGAUGGAUAUCACGGGACUUUAGUUCGGUACGAUUUCGAGAAGCCCCACGGGCCGAAAAGUUUAGACCACGAUUUGGCGAACGUUCGUAGGUACGACGAAGUGCAAUUGAAACGAGAGGCAGACGUACCGUCGCACAUUGUCGUUGAUAGUGCGACGAGAGCAGUCUAUGUCGCGGACACGGGAAAUAACCGAAUAAUUGUUUUAAACGCCGAUUCGGGUAGAUUCGCGUACAACGCUCGGAGCGAUUUAGGCGGCGAAUACACGUCUUGGUCGUCGCAAAAAGCAAGUUUCGAGUACUCUGUGUUUGGAUGUGCGCAAUUUAGAACGUUUAUUGAAGGAUUGAAUAAACCAUCCGGCAUAGCCGUUCACGAAAACGUUUUAUACGUCUCAGAGUAUAGUUCUGGUAAAAUCAAAGCGUUUCAGAAAACGUCCGGCGUAUUACUCGAUACGUUUGAAACCGGAUCGAUGGCGUUGGGUGGCAUCGCGUUCCAACCUUCCUCGAAUAAGUUAUGGUACGUGUGUCGCUCUUCGAAUUCGUUGCGAUAUAUUGACGUGUCUAUGACAGAGCAGAAGUGCAGUGGAAGCACGGGCACAAUUCCGAGCGGCAAUGCGAUCGAUUUCGGUACGGUGCCUGUGAGUGGCUCUACUGAUUUAUGUCCAGCACUGCCCACGUCCCUGGGUAUCGCAGUACACGUCGAACACGACGACGGGUAUUUGAACACAACAAUGCUGAGUUAUUCGUACGGCAUGUCUGAGAGUUGCAUGGCGUGCGACGACGACUGCGAUAACGACAUGUUACUCAUGGCUGGAUGGUUAUGUCACAAAUGUCUCCCGCAACCGUGCGAAAACGACGGAGUGUGUACUAAUGUUCAAGGCAAAGGGUACAGCUGCGCCUGUAGUGAAGAUUUUACGGGCGAUCGAUGUCAAAGCCCAGCUUCGCCACCACCAUCUUCGUCGUCCUCGUCCGCGGGUGGUAUUCAUAUGCGAAGAAGUCUGAGCGCAUUUAGCGUUGCGAUCGGGUUGAUGUAUUUAUUCGAAUUGUUUUGA